UUAAAUUAUACAACAGAUAAUUUUUAAAGAAGAAACUCAUAUAUAACACAAAUUCACAAUGGUUCCCAGCGACGACUCGUUUAUCAGCGAAGAAGAAGAAGAAUUCUGCCCUCUUUGUGUAGAGGAAAUGGAUAUUUCCGAUAAGAAUUUUAAACCAUGUCCAUGUGGUUAUCAAAUCUGUCAGUUUUGUUACAAUAAUAUUCGCCAAAAUCCCGAAUUAAAUGGUAGAUGUCCAGCAUGUAGAAGACUUUAUGAUGACGAAAGUGUCGAAUACAAGUCUAUCAGUGCCGAGGAAUACCGUUUACAACAAUCCAGACGUGAAAAGAGAGAAAGAGAAAAGAAACAACGUGAAAAGGAGAAGAAAGAAAAUGAAAUGGCAAACAAGAAACACUUGGCAGGUUUACGUGUGGUCCAAAAGAAUUUAGUAUAUGUCACAGGUCUCAAUCCUCCGUGUAGUCCAGAUGAUUUACACUCAGUUUUAAGAUCCGAUAAAUACUUUGGCCAAUAUGGUAAAAUCUCCAAAAUCGUCAUCAAUAAGAAGUCUCCUACUGGACCUACCCCAGGAGCCCCCAUGGCUUCUUCCUCUGUAGGGGCAACACAACAUCACCACCUGAACCCUGGAUUGGUGGUCUACGUGACGUUUGCUCGUAAGGAAGACGCAUUGAAAUGUAUCAAUGAAUUAGAUGGAUCUUUAUGUGAUGGAAGAAUCUUGAGGGCCGCUCAUGGUACAACUAAAUAUUGUCUGUCAUAUUUGAGAGGUCAUCCUUGUCCUAACCCUAAUUGUAUGUUUUUGCAUGAACCAGGUGAAGAAGCAGACUCCUACACAAGAAAGGAUUUGUCUACCCAACAAGGAAUCAAGAUGGGUAUGAUGGGUAUGAGCGGUGGCAACGGUGGAAUUAGCUCCGUUUCUGGUGUACCUACCUCCUCUAGUGCCAGAACUGGCUCUUCAUCAAAUGGGAACGCAUACCAUUCAGAUCAUACUAGUCAAAAUGACUACUCUGGUGAAGAGGAGGAACAUCACUUCAGUACUUCUGAAGAGGAACACCAUCUUCAACAACACCAACAACAACUUCAUCAACAACUCCAAUCUGACAGUGCCGGGUUGUCAUCCCAACCAAAUGUGCCUAUACUCCCAGCCACUGCUCAUUGGGCAAAGGGUACCUCUUCUGCUAGUGUAUCACCUGCAGUCAACAACAAUGCUGCUUUGGCCAAUGCCGCUGCUUUCCCAACUCUUGGAGAAAUUUUCAAGGAGCAACAAAAGCAAGCUCAAAGUAAGCCAAAGAUGAAGUCUUCGAAGUCCACAAAGGAUAACAUUUUACUUCCAGAUGAUAUCGACAUUGACGAUGAUUCUGCUAUCCAAUUUAUUGAAGAUACUACAAGACAUUUGAAGAAUCUUUCAGAAAAGAAGGAAAAGUUGGCUGUUCAUUUCAAGAAAUUAAGCAAUUCUACUUCAGGAAGAACACUUCCACUCUUUGCAUUCAACAAAAGUUUUGAAUAUGCGAAUAACACCAAGCUCGAUGAAGAGAAAUUAAUUGCUAGACAAGUAAUCGAAAGAUUUAUCUUGAGACCAAUUAAGAACUAUCACUUAGCAUACCAGAACCACCCAAUCAGUCAACAGCAAAUAUUAUUGCAACAGCAAGCACAACUUCAACAACAACAGGCGCAACAACAAGCACAACAAACCCCUUCAAUCCAAGCUGCUCAGUUGCAACAAUUGCAAUUGGAGCAACAGAAGAGAUUGUUGGAACAACAGCAGCAACAGCACCAAGGUACUCCGAUUAACUCACAUCCUGCCUUGAAUGAAGAGCAAUCACACCAACAACACUUGUUAUUGCAACAAUUGCAACAACAACAACAGCAGCAACAACAACUCCAAUACCAGCAACAGCAACAACAACAGCAACAACAACAGCAACUCCAAUACUCACAAGCCCAACUCAACAUGUUGAAGCAUAACGAGAGAUCAUCUAAUGCUACCCCACCCCCACCAGGAUUGUUCUCUGGAAACAAACAAGCUCCACCCCCUCCAGUUCAACAAGUCCCACAAGCUUCUAACCCUUCAUCAUCCUCUCAAUUGUUAACUCAAUUGAUGAAUGGCAAAAAGUAAACCAAUUGUAUAAUUAUUAAUUCGCAUUUUUAACGUCUAUUCGUUCUAUGUACAAGUAGAAUUUUUGAUAUAUGUAUAUAUAUAUGUAGAGAGGAAGUAUUACAACUU
Molecule: messenger RNA, 2215 nt
Organism: [Candida] anglica
Lineage: Eukaryota; Fungi; Ascomycota; Pichiomycetes; Serinales; Debaryomycetaceae
Source: the annotation of a GenBank genome assembly